GACCGCAGCUCCUGGGGGGUGGGCGGCGGGGAUGACAGCGGCGGGGGUGGCAGCGGCUGCGGCGCGGGACUGAGCGAGCGGUUAGCGAGCCGGGGAAAGAGGAGGAAGUAUAGCCGCGGCCCGGAGCUCUGGAGUCAGCUGCCGCGCCGAGGACCGCCCCAUUUUGCAGAGCGAGCCGAAUCCGAACCUAAGAAGACUUCCCCGCCGGGCUCCGCGCCUCCUCGCCGGCGCCCUGCCCUGCCCCGCCUGUCCCAGACCCGGGUUCCGCCGGGACGCUCCCUGCCCUGCGGUCCGGGGCGUGUGGCCGGGGCGCCCCGAGCCCCAGACCCUGAUCCAGUGCACCGGCGAGGGACGCUCCUGGCCCACCAUACGGCUCUAGGGUUAAGGGCUCGUUCCCAGCCUUUCUAUAGUGUGUGUUGGAGCCCCCAGCCCUCCGACCGCGGUUAAGGCGGGGUGCCCCCAGCCCCGUGACUGAGUACAAAGCAGCCCGGACGCCUCCAGACUCUGGUUGCCCGAAACCCGAACCUUCAGCUGCCUCCAAUCCGGUGCUUCGGACCUGGGACCGUGCGAACAUCCAGGAAACCCCGGCCCGGGUUCAGCGCCCCGUGAGGGGUCCAAGGCGGGCUGGAUAGUCGGACUGAACCAGACAGGGCUGGUGCUUCGAGUCGAAGCUGCCACCUUCCUGCCGCCCCAGGCGAGGAGCUGAGCGCUUGCCCCCAAGAGAGCACAAGAGAGAGCCGAGAAGUGCAGCUCUCCCACUGAAGUGACAUCACCACCUCUGUGGACAGGACCCCCCAGGAGCCCAGCUCACAGCCACUGGUGCCUUCUUCCAGGACCAGCCGGGGGCCUCCAUGGGCGCCUGAGGGCAGGGCGCCAGGGCCGCGGGCGCGAGCAUGGUGAGACACCAGCCCCUGCAGUACUAUGAGCCGCAGCUCUGCCUCUCCUGCCUCACCGGCAUCUACGGCUGCCGCUGGAAGCGCUACCAGCGCUCUCACGAUGACACCACACCGUGGGAGCGCCUGUGGUUUCUGCUUCUCACCUUGACCUUCGGCCUCACGCUCACCUGGCUGUACUUCUGGUGGGAAGUCCACAACGACUACGAUGAAUUCAACUGGUACCUCUACAACCGCACAGGCUACUGGAGCGACUGGUCCGUGCCCAUCCUCAUGACCACAGCAGCCGCCUUCACUUACGUCGCAGGCCUCCAGGUCCUGGCACUAUGUCACAUUGCCGUGGGGCAGCAGAUGAACCUGCACUGGCUGCACAAGAUGGGGCUGGUGGCCAUCCUGGUGGCUACGGUGGUGGCCAUGUCAGCUGUGGCCCAGCUGUGGGAGGACGAGUGGGAGGUGCUGCUUAUCUCCCUGCAGGGCACAGCGCCAUUCCUGCACAUGGGGGCCCUGGUCGCCAUCACUGCGCUCUCCUGGAUCGUGGCAGGACAGUUUGCCCGCGCAGAGCGAUCCUCCUCCCAGAUGGCCAUUCUCGGUACCUUCUUCACCGUGGUGUUUGCCCUCUACCUGGCCCCUCUCACCAUCUCCUCUCCCUGCAUCAUGGAGAAAAAGGACCUGGGCCCCAAACCUGCCCUCAUCGGCCACCGCGGGGCCCCCAUGCUGGCCCCAGAGCACACGCUGAUGUCCUUCAGGAAGGCCCUAGAGCAGAAGCUGUACGGACUCCAGGCUGACGUCACCAUCAGCCUGGACGGCGUGCCCUUCCUCAUGCACGACGCCACCCUGCGCCGCACCACCAACGUGGAGGAGGAAUUCCCGGAGCUCGCCCACAGGCCCGCCUCCAUGCUCAACUGGACCCUGCUGCAGAGGCUCAACGCUGGCCAGUGGUUCCUGAAGACGGACCCCUUUUGGACGGCCAGUUCCCUGUCACCGUCCGACCACAGGGAGGCCCAAAACCAGUCCAUCUGCAGCCUAAUGGAACUCUUGGAGCUGGCCAAGGGCAAUGCCACGUUGCUGCUCAACCUGCAUGACCCGCCGCGGGAGCACCCCUACCGCGGCAGCUUCCUCAACGUCACGCUGGAGGCCGUGCUGCACUCCGGCUUCCCCCAGCACCAGGUCCUGUGGCUGCCUAACAGGCAGAGGCCCUUCGUGCAGAAGGUGGCUCCUGGCUUCCAGCAGACAUCGGGCUCCAAGGAGGCAGCUGCCAGCCUGCGGAGAGGCCACAUCCAGCGGCUGAACCUGCGCUACACUCAGGUGUCCCGCCAGGAGCUCAGGGACUAUGCAUCCUGGAACCUGAGCGUGAACCUCUACACAGUCAAUGCCCCGUGGCUCUUCUCCCUGCUGUGGUGCGCAGGGGUCCCGUCUGUCACCUCUGACAACUCCCACACCUUAUCCCAGGUGCCCUCCCCCCUCUGGAUCAUGCCCCCGGACGAGUACUGUCUCAUGUGGGUCACCGCCGACCUGAUCUCCUUCAUCCUGAUCGUUGGCAUCUUCGUGCUCCAGAACUAUCACUUGAUCAGGUGGCGCCUGGGUGGCAUACGGAGCUACAACCCCGAGCAGAUCAUGCUGAGUGCCGCGGUGCACCGGACCAGCCGGGACGUCAGCAUCAUGAAGGAGAAGCUCAUCUUUUCAGUUGAGCCUGAGCGGGAGUCCAGGCAGAGCGGCAGGGACAUUGCGCCCAGGCUGUCAGGGGUGCAGGGCGGCAGGACAAACAGGAGUGGUCAGUGCACGAGCAGCAGCUGCAGAGAGCCUGGGAGAGGUCAUGGCCAGCAACCUCUGAAGGGCAGGUUCCAUCUAUGUGAUUGUUUCCUCAUGACAAACUCAAAAAAGAAGAGGGGAAGAAGUCUAAAGAAACUCUUCAGGACGCUGGAGGGCCCGGUGCCGGAGGAGCCGGAGCUGGAUUGGGGCUCCGAGGAGCCGUGCGCGGGGUCCUGCCACGCACAGCGCAUCCUGCAGACCCUGAAUGCGUAUCGGCGGAGCGGCACCCUCACCGACGUGGUGCUACGUGCCGGCGGCCACGACUUCCCAUGCCACCGCGCAGCGCUUAGCGCGGGCAGCACCUACUUCCGCAGCCUGUUCGCGGCUGGGCAGCCAGAGCGUGGCCUGGCUAUGGUGCCCGUGGUACCCGAGGCGCCGGGCCCUGCCGGGACAGCGGUGGCGACGGCGCUGGCCGUGGUGCUCGACUACCUGUACGGAGCGGGCGUGCGGCUGCGCGCGGAGGACGAAGCGGCCGCGGUGCUGGCGCUGGCCGAGCGACUGGGCGUGGCAGGCCUGCGCGAGGCCUGCGCGCGCUUCCUCGAGGGUCGCCUGCGCGCCGCUAAUAGCCUGGCGCUGCGUCGCGUGGCCGCUGCCUUCUCCCUCGCCUCUCUGGCCGAGCGCUGCGGCCGCGUGCUGCGCCAGGCCUUCGCCGAGGUGGCGCGCCACGCCGACUUCUUGGAGCUGACGCCCGACGAGGUGGCAGCGCUUCUGGCCGACCCAGCGCUGGGCGUGGCGCACGAGGAGGCCGUGUUCGAAGCGGCCAUGCGCUGGGUGCGUCACGACCCGCCAGCCCGCCGCGGACAGCUGCGGCGCUUGCUGGAGCACGUGCGCCUGCCCUUGCUGGCGCCCGCCUAUUUCCUGGAGAAGGUAGAGGCCGACGAGUUGUUGCAGGCCUGCGGUGAGUGCCGCCCGCUGCUGCUAGAGGCCCGUGCCUGCUUCAUCCUGGGCCGCGAGACCGGCACACUGCGGGCCCGGCCGCGGAGAUUCAUGGACCUAGCUGAAGUGAUCGUGGUCAUCGGCGGUUGCGAUCGCAAGGGGCUCCUUAAGCUGCCGUUCGCCGACGCCUACCAUCCCGACAGCCGACGCUGGACCCCACUGCCCAGCGUGCCCGGCUUCGCGCGCUCAGAGUUCGCGACCUGCACUCUCCGCAAUGACAUCUACGUCUCUGGAGGCCACAUCAACAGCCGUGAUGUGUGGAUGUUUAGCUCCCAUCUGCACACCUGGAUCAAGGUGGCCUCACUGCACAAGGGCAGGUGGAGGCACAAGAUGGCGGUCGUGCAGGGGCAGCUGUUCGUGGUGGGCGGCUUCGACGGCCUGCGGCGCCUGUGCAGCGUAGAGCGCUAUGACCCCUUCUCCAACACCUGGGCUGCUGCGGCCCCGCUCCUAGAGGCAGUGAGCUCAGCUGCCGUGGCACCCUGCGCCGGCCGGCUCUACGUGAUGGGGGGCGCCGGGCGGGACGGCGUCAACACCAACAAGGUGCAGUGCUUUGACCCCAAGGAGGAACAGUGGAGCCUGCGGUCACCAGCGCCCUUCUCGCAGCGGUGUCUCGAGGCUGUUGCCCUGGAGGACACCAUCUAUGUGGUUGGGGGCCUCAUGAGCAAAAUCUUCACCUACAACCCUGGCAUGGAUGUCUGGGGGGAGGCAGCUGUCCUCCCCAGCCCUGUGGAGAGCUGUGGCGUGACUGUGUGUGAUGGGAAAGUCCACAUCCUUGGCGGGCGGGAUGAUCAUGGGGAAAGCACCGACAGGAUCUUCACCUUUGACCCCAGCAGUGGGCAGGUGGAGGCCCAGCCAUCCCUGCAGCGCUGCACCAGCUCCCAUGGCUGCGUCACCAUCGUCCAGAGCCUGGGCAGGUGACUCAUACUUGAACCAGGAGGUGGGGAGGGGAGGGAGAACUCAGGUUCACCACUGUUCCCCUCAUGGCAGCUCGGUGUAAACAGCCUCUUAGCUUACUGCCCCUUUUCUUGUAGAAAUAAAACCUCCUUCAAAGGUUGGGUCUGUGUUCCAGCUCAAGCCUCCUUUGCCUGGAGAAGUAAUGCCCAGUAUCUGCUCCCUGCUUUGACUC
Lagenorhynchus albirostris (white-beaked dolphin) is the source of this 4764-nucleotide messenger RNA. Its product is annotated as glycerophosphodiester phosphodiesterase domain-containing protein 5. The record is from RefSeq and is a predicted model, not a curated record. Bases 894 to 4556 code for a protein of 1220 amino acids. The transcript has 25 exons. NCBI's taxonomy places the organism in Eukaryota, Metazoa, Chordata, Mammalia, Artiodactyla, Delphinidae. Gene Ontology annotation, cellular component: plasma membrane. Gene Ontology annotation, biological process: positive regulation of neuron differentiation; lipid metabolic process. Gene Ontology annotation, molecular function: protein binding; glycerophosphodiester phosphodiesterase activity.